Brassica oleracea var. oleracea is the source of this 606-nucleotide messenger RNA. Its product is annotated as ATPase ASNA1 homolog. Bases 1 to 606 code for a protein of 201 amino acids. NCBI's taxonomy places the organism in Eukaryota, Viridiplantae, Streptophyta, Magnoliopsida, Brassicales, Brassicaceae. Gene Ontology annotation, cellular component: GET complex. Gene Ontology annotation, biological process: post-translational protein targeting to endoplasmic reticulum membrane. The record is from RefSeq and is a predicted model, not a curated record. The transcript has 7 exons. Gene Ontology annotation, molecular function: ATP binding; ATP hydrolysis activity.
AUGGAUCCUCCUCCGAGGAAUCUUCCGCCGUCGCGUCGCAAAAUCGACGUGGACAAGAACAGUUCGAACCAAACAGAGUUAGGGAGCUUGAAUAUUGAAGAUAUGCUCAAUGCUGCAUCACCUGGUAUAUGUAUGGCGAAAUAUCAGUUAUAUCCAAGGCACGUUCUUCAAUUUAUGGAGUCACCAGAAUACAAUAGGUUUACACAUAUAGUCCUCGAUACUACUCCCACGGAACAUACUCUGCGGCUUCUUUCUCUGUCCGAUUUCUAUGAUUCUUCAAUUGGCAAAAUAAAGCUUAGCUUAGUUGUAUUUGAUAUUCAGCUCAAGAAGAAGAUCACUGCGGCAGCUUCAGCCUUUAUGUCUGUCUUUGGUAAAAAGGAGAUACAACAACAAAGACCUUCCAACGAGUUGGACCAACUGAAAGAGAGAAUGGAGAAAGUUCUAAAUGUUUUCAGUGAAGUGGACACUACUGAGUUUGUCAUUGAACAAACGCGUGUGCUCAGACUUAUUCAGGACGAUACGAAGCAUUUGACUAGGGACAUUUUGAACUCAUGUUGCUACAAAAAGCAGCUUCACGGUUGGUAUGAGCUAUACAGUGACAACUAA